AUGUCUUCCACAUCGGUUAAGAUCAUCCAACAAUUCGAAGAAAAAAUAACAGCAAACAAGCGCGUUCAAUCUUUAGAGCGUGUCAUAGUAGAUUCUAAUUCCCUAUACAUUUGUCAGUUUUGCGAAAAAGUUUUCGCGGAAGAAAAACAGAUACGAGUACACUUAAGAGAGCAUAAGCCAUUUGGUUGCGCGGUUUGCCAGAAACAAUUCGACAGGCCGUAUUACUUACAGAGACAUAUAAAAACUCAUUCCGGUAUAAAACCUUACGCGUGUCACAUUUGUGAGAAAAAAUUCGGUGAGGCGCGACUUCUGAAGCAACAUUUGGUGACGCACACGGACGAAAAACCGUACGAAUGUGACGUGUGCCAUCAUAGAUUUCAUAAAAAGUCUAACUUGAAAAAGCAUAUAACGAAACAUACCGGCGAGAAACCUUACGAAUGUGACGUUUGUCAUCGCAGAUUCCGAGAAAAAUUCCCGUUUCAGAUACAUUUAAGAAUGCAUACGGGCGAGAAACCUUUUCAAUGUGAUUAUUGCGGUAAAAGGUUUCGUUCGAAUAACGAAUUGCAAGUGCAUUUACGGACGCACACGGGGAGCGGUGGGGCGAAGUCUAGCGAGGGGAAAAAGGUAGUGAAAAGAGAAAGAAGCGACCAACCCGGGAGAUUAUAUGAAUGUGACGUUUGCUAUCGUACGUUCAGUAUAAAAGCUAAUAUGAAAACGCAUCGCAGAACUCAUACGGGUGAGAAACCUUAUCAGUGUGCUGUUUGUCAACGUACAUUUGCCGCGAGUUACACAUUAGAUAGGCAUUUUAAAACGCACACGGGCGAGAAAUCGCAUGAGUGUGACAUUUGUCAUCGUAAGUUUACUAUGAAACAACAUCUCAAGGCGCAUUUAAGAAUGCACACUGGCGAAAAGCCGUAUGAAUGUAGUAUAUGCCAACGUCGUAUUAGAGCGAGGUAUACGCUAGAUGUUCACAUGAGAACGCACACAGGUGAGAAACCAUUCGAAUGUACAAUUUGUCAACGUAAAUUUGCGUUAAAACAAACGUUGGACAGUCAUUUGAAAACGCACAAUAAUGAGAAACGUGCUCAUUGACGCGUUUAUGUCCUCGGUGUGUCUUAAGAGUCGCUUGCACGGUAAAAUUUUCAAACGAUGUAGUUUCGCUUACGUUUUCAAUGGUUUGUAUUUCGAUUUUGCCAUAGUAAAUAAGUCAUAUAAUUCCACGGGUUAUAAUUCUAGAGUAAAUAAAUUAA
Messenger RNA from Amyelois transitella, 1250 nucleotides. RefSeq names its product zinc finger protein 239-like. Lineage: Eukaryota; Metazoa; Arthropoda; Insecta; Lepidoptera; Pyralidae. Gene Ontology annotation, biological process: regulation of DNA-templated transcription. The transcript has a single exon. Bases 1 to 1092 code for a protein of 363 amino acids. Gene Ontology annotation, molecular function: DNA-binding transcription factor activity, RNA polymerase II-specific; RNA polymerase II cis-regulatory region sequence-specific DNA binding. The record is from RefSeq and is a predicted model, not a curated record.